AUACACAAUCAACCGGCUUUUGCACACGGCACUUUGUUUUCUUCUAUCGCUAACAAAUUAUCUCUUGAAACCGUGACUUUGCAAAUAAGUUGUAUUUUGAAGCUUUAUCAAUCUUUAAAGAACUUUUUUCAGUACCGGCGGUGCACGAUUCCCGAAAACAGGUACUAUAUACAACAAAAAUGGGUGAUACUACAGGAAAGGUUAUUUCUUGCAAAGCGGCCGUUGCAUGGGAACCCAAAAAACCACUUUCCAUUGAGACAAUUGAUGUAGCUCCCCCAAAGGCUGGUGAGGUGCGGAUUAAAAUCAGUGCUUCUGGAGUAUGCCACACUGAUGCAUACACUUUGGAUGGACUUGAUUCCGAGGGCGUUUUCCCAGUUAUUCUCGGUCAUGAGGGCGCAGGCAUUGUGGAAAGUGUUGGCGAAGGCGUGACUAAGUUCAAACCGGGAGAUCAUGUAAUUCCAUUAUACAUCCCACAGUGCUUUGAGUGCAAAUUCUGCAAAAGCCCUAAGACUAAUCUGUGCCCGAAAAUUCGAGCUACCCAAGGGAAAGGACUGCUUCCGGAUGGAACGUCGCGUUUUAGUUGCAAGGGUCAACAGGUGUUCCAUUUCAUGGGCACAUCCACAUUCUCCGAAUACACUGUUGUGGCUGAUAUUUCUUUAUGCAAGAUCGACGAUUCUGCUCCACUUGAAAAGGUAUGCCUAUUAGGAUGCGGAAUUCCGACCGGUUACGGAGCAGCACUGAACACAGCGAACGUUGAAAAAGGCAGUAGCUGUGCCAUUUGGGGGUUGGGUGCCGUUGGCUUAGCUGUCGCGAUGGGUUGCAAAGCUGCAGGAGCAAGCAGAAUCAUUGGAGUUGAUAUCAACCCAGAUAAGUUUAAACUAGGAAAAAAGUUUGGCUGUAAUGAAUUCGUAAACCCCAAGGAUUAUGAUAAACCAAUUCAACAAGUUCUGAUUGAAAAAACCGAUGGUGGAUUGGAUUAUACGUUUGAGUGCGUUGGCAAUGUGUUGACAAUGCGUGCCGCUUUGGAAUCAUGUUCUCGCGGAUGGGGACUGUCAACUAUUAUCGGUGUUGCUGAGUCGGGACGUGAGAUUUCGACUCGUCCAUUCCAACUUGUGACUGGUAGAACCUGGAAGGGUACCGCUUUUGGAGGGUGGAAAAGUGUCGAAAGUGUACCAAAACUAGUCACCCAAUAUUUGAACAAGGAGUUAAUGAUAGACGAAUUUAUCACUCACACUAUGCCGAUUGAUAAGAUCAAUGAUGCAUUCAUUUUGAUGCACGAAGGAAAAAGCCUUAGAUCUAUUGUUGAGUUUUGAUUUUUUUUUUAAUAAUGUAAAAUAAAUGAAAUUCACCUUUAUUUACGCAAAUUGCUUUCAAAUUCAUAAUUUUGCCUUAAAAUAAUUUCGAAGCUGAUGGACAAUAACCAAUAACCAAACAGCACAUAGAAAAUGUAUACUCAGGGAUGCCAGGUACUUUUGUUCCUUAUCUGCAGCAGUGAAAUGUUGAAAAGUUCAAAUGUUUUCAAAAUUCUGCAAAACCUGUAAAUGGAGAAAAUCGUAACUUAUUAGAUUUUAUUCAUUAUGUUUAUGCUAACAUAUGGUAUUAUUUUGUCAUUAGAUUUAUAUUUUGUAAGGAAAGUGGUUUUCAUUUUGAUUAAAUGCAUGUUGUAUCCACUCCCGCAUAAACGAGAACAAUA
This is a messenger RNA of Topomyia yanbarensis, 1693 nucleotides long. RefSeq names its product alcohol dehydrogenase class-3 (gene Fdh). Bases 180 to 1313 code for a protein of 377 amino acids. The record is from RefSeq and is a predicted model, not a curated record. The transcript is spliced from 2 exons. Gene Ontology annotation, molecular function: S-(hydroxymethyl)glutathione dehydrogenase [NAD(P)+] activity; zinc ion binding. Gene Ontology annotation, biological process: formaldehyde catabolic process. NCBI's taxonomy places the organism in Eukaryota, Metazoa, Arthropoda, Insecta, Diptera, Culicidae. Gene Ontology annotation, cellular component: cytosol.